AUGUCCGACGAGGACUGUGUUCGCGUGAUAACAACAACGACCACAAGAGCUCCCACAAAAGAAUGCUUCGAUAUUAUGGCAUUUUCUGAAAACAACCCUAACCUGACAUUCAAAGAUCGAACAAAGGAUUCUAGCGAUUUAAAGGAAGUAUUCGGCAAAUUUGACUCUACACAUGAUAUUAGCAAGGAAAUUCUCAGCCGCACACGGUAUCUGUGCGCUAAAUAUCUGGGCGGAGCAUGGAAUCGUAUAAGUUUCGAUCAGUUCCGGAUAAAACCUAUAACUGGAGGGAUGUCAAAUUUGUUAUUCCUGGUCGAAUUAGCAUCCGAUGUCAAAACUGUUGGUUCUGAACCGCAUCAAGCUCUUCUCAGAAUCCAGUGUCAGGCAGACCUGGAUCAGCUCCUCAGCGAAUCCGUCGUUUUCACACUACUUUCAGAGCGAUCAUUAGGACCAAAAUUGCUGGGAGUUUUCCCGGGUGGACGCUUCGAGCAGUUCAUUCCCAGUCGACCACUAGAAUGUAAAGAACUGAGCAAACCCUCGAUUGGAAAAGUAGUGGCACCUAUGCUGGCUAAGGUGCACACGCUGGAUGUUCCAAUAACGAAGGAACCUCAGGUAAUGAUGUGUGCCCGCGGUUGGUUGGCAAAGUUUAGAGAAAGUGAACCUGGUACACAUCCAGUCGACAUCAUCUGCACGGCUGCUUCCGUCCCUUCGCAAUGUUAUCCUUCCAAAAUCACAUGUGAUGAACUGGAGGAAGAAUUGGACUUUGUUGAGGAAUUCCUUACAAAAAUUCAAAGUCCUGUAGUCUUUUCACAUAAUGACUUACAGGAGGGCAAUAUUCUUUUAUGCGCUGAUUAUCACCUAAGUGGGGAUGGUUCUAUACGAUCUCGAUCUGGUGAAAACGAUAUUGUCGAUCCCUUAGUCCUAAUUGACUUCGAAUACUGCAGUUAUAAUUACAGGGGCUUCGAUCUCGGCAAUCACUUCUGCGAGUACGGCAUAGACUACAAUUGCGAUGAGGCACCAUACUAUAAAUUCUAUCAAGAAAAGUUCGAAGUUCAGAACGAGAGGCGAAGUUUCUGCAAGGCUUAUCGUGAUGAAGUGUGCAAGAUGCGAGACACCAGCAACAAUCCACACUUUCCUUCUGAUCUCGUAAGUAACAACGAGGAAGCUGAUCUGAAUCAGCUGGUCACAGAAUCCACGUUGUUCAUGGCAGUAUCGCAUAUUUUCUGGUCCUGUUGGGCAUUACUUAACUCCGCGGAUCCACUUGUUCAAUUUGACUAUCUCAGCUACGCAAGAGAUCGAUUAGCGCUUUACUUUCAAAUGAAGCCGUCGCUUCAAGCUUUCAUGGACGUUCGCUAGUCAUUUGGUCUGAAGAUAUUAUCUUCAUAAUUCACUUUAACUGCACAUGGAUGGCAGAAGUGAUUAUCUUGUCUGCUAUUAGCAUUUUUGCGAUUUGCAACUUGAAAGGUGCAUGAUAGCUGAUAUGGUAGUCUUUUUCCUAAAGCCAGGUCUAUAUGUAUUCUCAUCUUAACUUGACUCUCGGAGCUACUUGUAAGCUUCCACAGAACUAACGUUCAAAACUGAUUUCCACAAAUUUCUCACAAUCUACUUGAUCGUGUCUCAAGCUGACAGGCCUUAUAUAUCGAAAUAACUCAAAGUCUCGCAUUUGAUAUUUCACGAUUAUUUCAUGACUAUCUUUUUACUGUUUGUAUCUGUUCAAUACGUUCUUAUACAUUCCCAUUUUGCAUAGAUCUUGAUAAACUUUGAAUCCGUGGGCAAGAUUUCUGUACAG
Molecule: messenger RNA, 1786 nt
Organism: Cylicocyclus nassatus
Lineage: Eukaryota; Metazoa; Nematoda; Chromadorea; Rhabditida; Strongylidae
Source: the annotation of a GenBank genome assembly